Dermatophagoides pteronyssinus (European house dust mite) is the source of this 1066-nucleotide messenger RNA. RefSeq lists its product as uncharacterized. NCBI's taxonomy places the organism in Eukaryota, Metazoa, Arthropoda, Arachnida, Sarcoptiformes, Pyroglyphidae. The record is from RefSeq and is a predicted model, not a curated record.
CAUCAUAACGCGUAGUCAUUUUAUUCUGUGGUGGCUACGACGUUCCAUCAUCAUUAUUUUUUUUUUACUUACAUUCAAAAUGAUGAUGGAUUGUAAUGUUUCAAACGAAUUUUGAAGCAUCUUAUUUUGAUACGAUGGAAUUGGUAGAUCGUACCGAAAAUAUAAUUACAUGUCGAUUCGAUCGAUCAUCACGAUAUCGAUCUUGUUGUUUAUGUAUACAAUUUUAUUUUUCUUACGUGUUGGGCUUUUUUUCCAGCUUAAUAAUAGCAAUUGCAAUGAUACAAUUUUUUCAAACAUUAAAUCAACAAUGGCUUAUUUUGAUUGGAGCCGGUCUAUUAUUCAUAAUAAUUGGUGCAUCUAUCUACCGUAAUGGUGUACUGAGGUUAGAAGAGUAUUGCCAUCAUCGUCGUAGGUCAAUGAUUGGUAAACGUGAUCGAUCGAAACGUUGCAAACGUAAAGCACGUGAGAGUCAUAUAUUCGAAAGUCAUUUAUCAAUCAAUAUGCUGCCACAAUGUUUCACCAGUUUAGAUAUCACAUCAUCAACAGCGAUGAGUUCACAACGACAACAACAACACCAUGCUAACAGACCUUUGAUGUUGCUUCCAAUCGAUGCUCAACAAAUGCUAAAUAAUCAUAUCAAUCGAGAUCUAGAAACUGUAGUCGAUGUUCAUGGCGAUCAUAACUUACAACAACAACCAUCAAUGUCAAUUACACAGUCAACAAAUGUUACUACGGAAAGCAAUACAUCGACUAUUACAAACAAUGAAUUAGAAUCAUGUACAGAACUUAUUUUUGAAAACGAAUCGACCAAUGAUAAUAGUUUGAUUGAACAAGAUAAUGUCUCAUCGAUGAUGAAUGAUCGCCUUCACUUAAUAUCGCAAGAACAAACAAUCUCUGGUUCUGGUUCCGAUUCCGAAGAUUUAAAUGCAAAUAAUGAUAUUGAAGCGCCGCCAAGCUAUGAUGAUGUUAUUACUGAUUGCGCUAUUUAUCGUACAUUAUGAUAUAAAUUAAGAUUAAUUUACCUUUAACUGUGAUAUAAGAAUUUGUGAUUAAUUUAUUCAAUUAU